Messenger RNA from Rhinolophus ferrumequinum (greater horseshoe bat), 2666 nucleotides. RefSeq names its product solute carrier family 66 member 2 (gene SLC66A2). Gene Ontology annotation, cellular component: endosome; trans-Golgi network. The transcript has 6 exons. Lineage: Eukaryota; Metazoa; Chordata; Mammalia; Chiroptera; Rhinolophidae. The record is from RefSeq and is a predicted model, not a curated record. The coding region runs from base 609 to 1415 and encodes 268 amino acids. Gene Ontology annotation, biological process: phospholipid translocation; retrograde transport, endosome to Golgi.
ACCUUCCCCACGACAGGUUCGUCUGCCCACCCAGACCCUACCUGUCCCCAGGCCUCGCGCUGACCACCGUGAGGCGACAGGACACCGUCCUCCGCUCUUCGCGGCGCAGUGCGGCCUCUACAGGGCCACUGUCCCGGGACAGGUGGAGAGAGGGGUCCACGCGGGCACCUGGCCAUAAAGGAGCGGCCCUGCCAGGCAGGAAUCUCCUAACUCGAGCCGAGCGGACGGCCGGGGAGUGUCCGCUGGAGAACCGAGCGCCACCGCCGCGACCCCAGUCCCCGGACCUCGUUCGGGCCCCGUCCCCACCUCUCCCGCCCGGACUGUGCUCUCUAGGACCCGGCGGCGCGCGUCCCGCCCGGCGUGGGCGGAGCCCCGGGUAUUGUGACGUCACGUCGAGGCGGGGCUCCGGGCUUGGUCAGACAGACAAACGGACGCCCCGCGUAUCCGCGAGCCGGCGCGGCGGGCUCCGGUGGCGGAGGAUCGCACAGGGUAGUGGCGGCCAUGUGGGGGUGACAGUCAACGCGCGUUCCAGGAGCCCGUGGGAGCGAAGGGGACUUGGCCUGGUGCACGUCAGCCAGCCCGCCCGCAGGGCGGCACAGGUGUUCGCAAUGGACGCACAAGGCUUGGAUUGGCUUUUGGUCCCGCUGCAUCAGCUGGUUUCCUGGGGGGCAGCUGGGGCCAUGGUUUUCGGAGGGGUGGUGCCAUAUAUCCCGCAGUACCGGGACAUCCGGAGGACUCAGAAUGCCGAGGGCUUCUCUACUUACGUGUGUCUGGUGCUCCUGGUGGCCAAUAUUUUACGAAUACUCUUUUGGUUUGGGCGGCAUUUCGAGUCCCCACUCCUCUGGCAGAGCAUCGUCAUGAUCCUCGCCAUGUUAGUGAUGCUGAAGCUCUGCACCGAAGUCCGCGUGGCCAACGAGCUGAACGUCAAACGCCGUCUCUUUGCAGAUAAGGAUGAAGAAAUCAAAGUCGCCCCCAGGCGGUCAUAUCUGGACUUUGACCCUCACCACUUCUGGCACUGGAGCAGCUUUGCGGACUAUGUGCAGUGUGUCCUGGCCUUCACGGGCGUAGCAGGCUACGUCACAUAUCUGUCCAUCGACUCGGCCCUGUUUGUGGAGACCCUGGGCUUCCUGGCUGUGCUGACUGAAGCCAUGCUGGGCGUGCCGCAGCUGUACCGUAACCAGCGCCACCAGUCCACGGAGGGCAUGAGCAUCAAGAUGGUGCUCAUGUGGACAAGCGGCGACACCUUCAAGACGGCAUACUUCCUGCUGAACGGCGCGCCCCUGCAGUUCUCUGUGUGUGGCCUGCUGCAGGUGCUGGUGGACCUGGCCAUACUGGCACAAGCCUACAUAUUCUCCCGCCACCCCCCAAAGCCUGCCCCCCACACGGCGCACCCCACCAGUGCCAAGGCGCUGUGAGGCAGCCCGGCGGAUGAGGACAUGUGACUGAGGGCCCAAGACGGGUGACCAGGAGCCCCAGGAUCCAGUGUGUGUGAUCCUGGGCCAGGCACGCAGGGCCUGCAGUCUCAGUGGCGAGGGCACUCAGAACGGCGGGGUCCAGGGUGUGCCAGGCCAAAUGGGAGGGCGGCGCACCAACACAGGACCUGUGCCCUCGUUCAUCUGGCUGGAGCUGGCCUCUCCGGGGCCACCUGCACGCGGUCACCCCCCAGGAUUCAGGACGGGGUCUGGGCCCUUGGCCUGGCAGCUACAUCGGCCUCUUCUCUGGGGGUGAGGGGACAAGUCUCGGUCCGUGCCAGGUGGGCACUGGCCAGAGCAAGCUCAGGGGGUUUGAAUCAGAGCCUGAACUUUUCCAUGAGUCCUAGACGGGGUGGCCAGUUGCGGGUGGUGCACGUGAGCUCCCCGACGGCCGAGGGCCCAGGGCUGGGCCAGCAGACGCACACAGCCACCCCCAGGAGGGCCGCACGUGCAGCGUUUCCCCUCAUUCUGGGAACGCACACACCUGCAGCACAUGGACGUGAUGUCCAUCUUCUGGGACGGGGACAGAUGAGGCAGGCCUCCCUGUGGCAGCCCCGAACCCACACUCCGCAGCUCCCGGGCCUGCAGUGACUUCCAGGGUCUUGGGCCAUGGCCUGGUGAGGGGGUCUGUGCUCACUGUCCUCCUGCCUGUGCACCGCUCUCCAUGUCCACUGCACCUGGCUGUGUGGGGGCUUCUGGCCUGACACCAGGCACCCCAGGUUCGUUCCCCCUUUCAGUAUUACAUGAGUGUCUCCACUGUGCCCAACAGCCCUGUGCCAGCUCCCAGGCCCCGAAAGGCCAGGUGUUCCAGAUGUUUCCGUGUGGCUCCCACAGGCAGCGCUUUCCCUUCUGCUGGGUGGAGGGGUGGCUCUCAGAGCCAGAGCUCGAGAGGGACCUUGUGGCCGGUGGGGCAUCCCUGUGGUGGCCGGUGAGAAGCUUUCGAAGCCAAUUCCUCCUCCUGAGUUUUCCUCAAAAACUCCUGAAUGUUUCAGUGAGGAUCCUGCUUAGUUCUUUGGCCUGAAAGAUGCUUUGAAAACAUUUAUUUUAAAAAAUGAAGGCAGAUGUCUGUAGCAGUAAUUGCCUUUAAACCAAAACAUCACCGAUGGUAGUGGUGACCGAAUGUGCCACAUGUGCGAGCACGCAAGGCUCUGCCAAUAUGGUGACUUUAAAUCAAUAAACUGCUCGCGGAUCCAG